Molecule: messenger RNA, 4485 nt
Organism: Amoebophrya sp. A25
Lineage: Eukaryota; Dinophyceae; Syndiniales; Amoebophryaceae
Source: the annotation of a GenBank genome assembly
CCGCUCGGGAGAAACCCGACGAUCACCCAACUCUUAUAAGGGAGCACCAGCUUCUGCUUCCUCGAGAUCUUGAAGUAUGUUGGAGGGGUAUUAAAAGCGGGGGUUUCUUACGUGUCCGUCCCUACGGACUACUUCCCGUCAAUAUGUUGACUUUUGUUCAUAAUUUUCUCCCCUGAAGAACACCUUCGUUCUUUUGACGACCCCGCAUAACCUCCAACCUAAAAUGAGUGCCUUAUUUCCCCCCGAUGGUGGAGCUGCUCCUGCUCCUUCAGGAGGUUUGUCUCUCUUUCACACGAGUAAUGUUGUUGGCGGGCCGCAGGCGUUCAACAUACUGCAGCCGGGAACGCCUGGCUCGGUACUUCUACCAGGAGAUGGUGGUGGUGCCUCUUCCUCGUCUACUGCGACCGGCACUGGCACAGGAGGAGGAGCAAUCCUCGAAGAUGACGUGGUAGCUUACCGCGACCCAACGGAUCUGAACUUGGUGGUCAUGCAGAGUGGAAGGCGGGCACCCGUAAUUCAUCCAUGGUUGCAUACUACGCAGAAGAGGAGCGGGGUGAUAAAGAAGGAGAUACCUGCUUUCCCAAAUGGGACAAGUAGCAGCACAGCAUCUGGGAAAAAUGCGAGUGGUGGAGUUCGCAAGCAAGGUAAAACUAAGAAGAAAACCCUGAAAAAGGGUCAAUUCCUUUGUCUGAGUGCAGCUGCACAUUUGGUGAAGGCUGAUUUUGCUCGCGUGACGAUCCGCCAAAUCGUUCCAAUCGACUUGAAAAGAUCCGACACGAGUUUCGACUUCGAGUUGGUCGCCAUAGACAACCGGAAAGCCGGACUUCAAGCACUAGGUGUUGGUGGAAAUUCUUCUUCGUCUACAAAUACGCCAACAACUUCUGGUGGAUCAUCUAUCGGGGGUGCUGUCAACAUGCAAGCCGCUGAGUCUUUGGAGAACAAGGGAAAAAACUCGGUUUUUAUGGGCGGCGAACCAGGAAGUCUUGCAAGACUUGCGCUUAGGAUGGUUGUUUCGAAUGCCUACAGUAACAGAAAUGCAGCCGCAGCGGCGAAAGCAGCAGGUGGAAUGUAUAACCUUGGAUUACCACCAGUUCCACCACCGCCUUCACAGACGCAACCAAUCGCCAUCGGAGCAGCAGGCGUUGUCCAGUUACGCAGUGCAAACUGGAUAUUGCAGCAACCCGGUGCUGUAGCACGUAGUGCAACUACUACUACUGGUGGGACGACGAGUUCUUCCUCAUCUUCCACUAUUCCUUCAUCCACUAGUGCAUCUACAUCCACCACUAUGCCUUUAGUACAACCUCCUUCUGCAAGAACAGCGACAGCACCUUCAGGAACUGGAACAGCAGCAACCACAUCAGCAGCAACCACAUCUGGAACAGCAACUCCUUCUCUUCCAAGUAAACUUCUCGUUGCAGAUACGGUGCCCCUGGGGCCCAUCCGGGUCCCGGAUACCUUGCAUCCUCACGUGGGUGCUCUGGAGUGGAUAGCUGGACGACCUAGUUGGCAACCUGCUGGGAAAGACUGGCAAUCUGCAAGCAAUCACCCAAACCGGGACUACUUCUUGCAACAACUGCUGUUAAGAGGUGCGGAUGUUGACAAGUACAUUAACUAUGAUAGACAGGUGUGGGCGAGGACAAAGGCACAGAUGUCUAGUACAACAACACUAACUACCAGACAGAAGAUAGAAGAUGGGGGAAAUGGAAAAGGAGACGGAGUAGAUGCUGUGAUGAAUGAUGUUGUAGCUGGAACGACUGCGACAUCAUUAGAUGGGAUUUUGUCAAACUCAAAUGGCACAGUAGCAAAUGGUGUUCCGGGAACAACAGCUGCAAGUUCAUCUUCAUCACUCGUCCCAAAGCAAGAGCAUAAUCCGGCUUUGCUAGAGCUUGCUCAGCUUUUUGCUGGUAAAAGUCCGCAACAGAUUGAGGCGGUUAACCAGCAUCAAGCGAAAAAUAGGCAAUAUCUCUACAACAUGCAGAUGACUGGACAACUGCUACAACAAGGACAUCUUCAAGGUGCGACCACUACAUCUGUCGGUGCUGCAGGAGCGUCAUCUUCAUCUUCUUCAAGUUCAACGUGGCCUCCUGGUACUGGACUUCCUGGUGCUGGACUAGGACAACUUCCUGGUAACAAUACAAGUACUACCCUUUCCCUUCAAGCCCAACAGCAGCACAUGCUGCAGCUCCAACAACAACAGCAAGCAGCACAAGCUGCACAACUCGGCUACAGUGCUCAGUAUCCGAUGUCAUUGGCGUCUGCACAGAAAGCGCAGUUCAUGCAAGGAAUGCCGAUGGGUGGAGGUGUACAACAACCGAUGGGUGGAGGCAUGUUGGGUGGUCUUGCUUUGAAUCCAGGAAUACUUGGUGGCGCGGCCGCUGGUGGAGCUUCUUCAUCCUCCGCACCCAACAGUGCUCGCAUACAGAAAAAACUAUUCGACAAAACGGCUUAUGGGGUUUCACCGGAGCUGCUGAAGAGCCGUUUUUCGAAGCAUUUCGUGGUGUCUGUCCCUAGGAUCGCGCCUAAACAUUUAAGGCCUGAAGACUUGCAUUUCGUAGACAAGGACGACAAAGGGCAAAAGAUCCAGACAACCGCCUCCAGCCAACAGCUAGAUGUUGACGAUGCGGCAUCGAGUGUGGUUAGUUCCCGGUCAGGGGCAGCGAAAAGCAGCACUACAGGAAGGGGUAGACCACGAGGAGGUGGGUACGUAAGGAAAGCCGGAGGAGGCUACUUGGCCCGUCCGCCUUCUUCGGCGCCGUCGAGCGGAGUGGGGAGCAACGCGGAUAGAGGCGUGGAUGUAAGAAGAUUCACGAUAGAAAUGAUAGCGCAGUUCGCCAGCCUCUGCAGAGGUUGAGUUGAAAAUGCAGAGUGAUAAAUAACAAAUACAAAACUACUUCGCAUUUAAAUUUAUACAUAGAACUACUUCUUCCCAUAAAUCAUUUAUCUUUCAAAAGUACGACAGACUUCCUACACAAAACAACAGACGUUCUACAUUGUCGAAGCAGUAACACCCGAAGUUAAGACACAGUGCAUGGAGUUGCAUCAGGCCAAGCCCACCUUCUCGGAAGCGACGGAACGAGAAUAUGUACUUCAAAUUCAUGAAUCAAUUUAUUUUUUUGAAGACACAUUUUUCUCAUCAAUCUGAAGAGUCUCUCGACUCUCUAAUCGUCCUAAAUAGAUAACUUUCGCUUCAUGAUCUUCGUCUUUCCGCCACAUCUACGUAGAUGUCGAAAACUCUAUUCCACUUCAGAUCAAGAUGCGCAUUUUCCAAGACAAAGCUUUUUCUUGCAAGACUUGGGGCAUGUACGACAAGAAGACAGGGGAACUCUGUGCGGCUGUCACAGUGAGGAUAAACGAGUGCCCACCAGCGACACAAGCUGAAGAUGAAGUGAUGACUGUGACGCAGAGGUCCAAUAAGUGGGAGACGUAUCCUCAUAGCUUCCGCUGGGUUCAGAUCAUGAAUAUGUCAGCGAAGACCGAAGGAAAGGGACAUGGAACGAUUUUUUACAAGAUCUUGGAACCGAGGUGGAAACAGGAAGGUACUUCUACUUUCUUCUUAUGCGGAUUUGAUUUGUGCUUGUGCUGAGAUAAGUGUAAGUGAUAAUCUAGAUCUAUCAUGAUCACACGCCGAUCACGAUCUUCAACUAGAGGUAAAAGAUUAUUACACGAGCACAUCCUCGUCUCUAUCUCUACUUAUUCCCGAUGCUAAAAUUUUCCUUCCACACCAUCUUCAAUCUUCACAAAAAGGUUAUAAAAUUGUCGUUCUUUUCCCCGCCGACAACGAUGGCGCCCCGCGUUAUUGGGGCAACCUCGGAUUCAAGGAGCGCAGUAAUGGCAGUAUCCUUCCGCAGCGAGCUCGCCAGACGACCCUCAUCGCUGAGAUCGACGUCCAUACACAAAGAAUUCUCCCCAUGUGGGAGAAGGAUUUGAACUUACGGACUAUUCCCAGAAGAGCGGCGAACGCAGGAGUGGCAAACGCGGGACAGCUGUCCUUUGCGCAGAGUGCGGGUAUCAUGAAUCCUGCUGCCGGGACCAUGCCUAGUAUGGACGCGGGAGGGUGAGUUCGCCUGACCUCUAGGACUCUCAUGCGCUGAUUCCUUGGCUUCAUCCCGAUGUUGAAUUAGGGAACACUAUAGUGAGGAGAUGUUGAUGUCACUGGGUCAGCUAGUAUGAUGAAUCUCCAAGUUUCUUCGUGGUCUAUUCUCUAUUAACCUAUCUGAAUCUGACGAACCUCAACAUCAAAACACACCAAACUCAAAGCGUCAUGUGUAUUUUUAUUAUAUGGAAAACGAAAAUGAAAAGAACCAAGUAGACGCCUGUCGUGCGUCUCUGAAGACUAGUUUCACUCGAUUUUUUCAUCUCGACCAUUCCAUUCAGCAUUUUCUCAACAUUUUCACUAAGCAUAAUUCCAGCAGAUAUUUGGAUGAUACUUUCCAUUUGACAAGAGCGCGUGCUUGAUGCUGAAGACGAAAGACAAGUGUGUUCAAG